Molecule: messenger RNA, 858 nt
Organism: Nicotiana tabacum (common tobacco)
Lineage: Eukaryota; Viridiplantae; Streptophyta; Magnoliopsida; Solanales; Solanaceae
Source: RefSeq, a predicted model, not a curated record
AUGGAAGAUCUAAUGAAGGCUUUUAUUAUUAAGACGGAUGAGAGAUGUGAAACUCAUGGUGCAACUAUUCGAAACUUAGAAAGGCAAGUGGGGCAGAUUGCUAGUCUGUUAUCCGAGAGGUCUCCAGGAACCCUCCAUGCGGACACCAAAAGGAAUCCAAAGGAAAUAAUAAAUGUAGUGUCUUUGAGGAAUGGAAAAGUAUUGCAAGGUCUGUUGGUAGCAGAGAAGAAUGAGUUAACGGGAAAUCAAGUUAAGAAUGAAGGAAAGCAAAAAAGUGAUGAGAAUCGUAGGAAUGAAGUGAGGGCAGAGCAAGAGGAUGAUCUGAAGAAGAAGAAUAAAUCUGAAGUUCCAACAAAGAAGAAGAAAGACAAACAAAAAAGUAAUGAUGAGAUCGAAGAGAGUAAAUAUAUGUCUGCUCUACCUUUCCCUCAGAAGCACAGAAGAGAGAAGUUGGACAAGCAAUUUGGGUAUUUUCUAAAAGUACUCAAGCAGGUGCAUGUUAAUGUACCUUUCACAGAGGUGCUUUCACAGAUGCCAGCAUAUGCCAAGUUCUUAAAGGAGAUAUUUUCCAACAAAUGGAAAGUCGAGGAGACAUUGGUAGUCAAGCUCACAGAGCAUUGUAGUGCCAUUCUACAAAAUAAGUUCCAUCAAAAGUGUGGAGAUUCAUGGAGUUUUACUAUACCUUGCUCUCUGGCGGAUCAGACCACAAUCAUACCUGAAAGAAUAGUGGAAGAUGUGCUAGUUCGGGUGGACAAAUUUGUGUUCCUUGUGGACUUCAUCGUGGUGAACAUGGAAGAGAAUAGGGAAGUCCCUUUGAUUCUAGGAGACCCUUCUUGGCUACUGGCAAAGCGAUUCUAG